AUGCCUAUUUCCCGACAGAAGUCCUGCAUGCAUUGCCGCCGUGCUAAGGCGCGCUGUAAUCUGGCCAAUGUGUGUUCGCGCUGCAUAGACCGCGGACUGCAAUGUUCUUAUGCCCCGUUCUCAAAGACGGCGGUGCCUGUAUCCAGACCUGAAGAGCCAUUGCUGUUGUUAGACGAGAUACUUGACCAAGAUGUGGACAAUCAUAAUUCUCUUAGAGGGGACAAUGGCGACAUGUAUGCAUUCAACCUCACGGAAACUGCGGCAUCAGAACCUUCAGUGUUUAGAGUCGAUGGCCUUGGGUGGCCAACCCCAAGUUGGACCGGUUCAAAUCUUACUUGCUCUGUACCUGGCGGGACAGCUCCUAUUACGUUUAAUGAGGUACUAGAACAACCAAGUAGGCCCCAAAGUAGUCACCUCUUCCCGAGAGAAAGACACCAGUCAGAUCGUCAGGAUUUUGUUUCCGAGAACAAUAACGGCAUGGUGGUAAUCCUUGGCAACAAAUACCACGACCUCCUUUAUCCCCGCAACUCAAAAACCACUGACUCUCACCUCGCUUCUCGCUUCAUCCGGGGUCAAGUAAAGGCAUACCCCACGCUGCUCCUUCGCGGCCAACUUCCACCUUUUAUCUACCCGUCGUGCGUGCUCUAUGAUCAGCUUCCCCAGAACUGUGUUCAGAACGGUGUACACCAAUGUCUUACACCUCCACUGGCCGUGUGCACAUCAUUAGUCAGGAUCUGGGAGGCACGAACGCCAGCUACUGAAGACAUGGUGUGGAGGAGCAUCUAUGCAGAGGCGGAGCGUCUUGGGAGGGAGUAUCGACAGUUUAAUAGCGAUGAGCUACUAGGAGCUUUCCAGAGCAUGGCAAUCUACCUGUUGUUGCAAUCACAAGACCUCCAAAACAAACAACUGGACGACCUCCUUUCCCUAGGGGCGGUUAUCAUGGAAAUUGCUCGCUUUCUCUUUCAAUCGCAAUCAAGCUCGCAUUUGCGGAACCUCCUUGCCCUCCCGGAUCUCACACAGCGCGUAUGGACUUUCAACGAAAGCAUCCGCCGAACCAUGGCUCUUCUCUUCAUGCUCGACUCACUCGUUCGCGAAGGGUCAGACGAGUACCGUGACCCGAAGCGUUGUGGAGGCACCGAAAAUACCCCGCUGCCUGGGCCACGAGAUUUGUGGGACUAUCACAUCCGGGAAUCGUGGGCGUUUCGACUUGAACGGGUGAUAUCCAGCGGUGGCGGGUUAGAGCCACAGCUGAAGCUGGGGGAUCUGCGGAAAGCAGAUGAAGGGGACCAAGUUCUUGUAGAUAAGCUAGCGAGGUGGUGUGAGGGAACUGAUGAUUUUGGGGGGUUACUGCGGAUGAGCGCUUUGCUGGUUUGA
Molecule: messenger RNA, 1374 nt
Organism: Venustampulla echinocandica
Lineage: Eukaryota; Fungi; Ascomycota; Leotiomycetes; Helotiales; Pleuroascaceae
Exons: 4
Coding region: 1-1374 (457 amino acids)
Biological process (GO): regulation of DNA-templated transcription
Molecular function (GO): zinc ion binding; DNA-binding transcription factor activity, RNA polymerase II-specific
Source: RefSeq, a predicted model, not a curated record